CCGCAGCGCGUCUCGUGCAGUUGUGAUUAAAUGUGGUGUGCGCGCUCGGGAGCCAUUCAUUUAACAAAAGUCACAUCUGAAAUAAACUUAAUCAAACCAAAAGGAGUGUUACGACUGGUAACUUCACAAGCUAACUGCCGCUGCUCCCUCUCAGUGGACGUUACUCGCUUACAGCCACGAUACAUGUCAAGUCAACCCAAGAGACUCUGCACUGGAAACAUGACCGUUACAAAGAUCGGCACUCACAACGGCACCUUCCACUGCGACGAAGUUCUGGCCUGUUUCUUCCUCCGGCAGCUACCUGAGUACAAGGAUGCUGAGAUCAUUCGGACCAGGGACCCGACCCAGCUGGCAGAGUGUGACAUUGUUGUAGACGUGGGAGGAGAGUUUGACCCAAAGAGGCAUCGCUAUGACCAUCAUCAGAGGACCUUCACAGACAGCUUCCACAGCCUGUGUCCAGAGAAGCCGUGGGUGACCAAGCUAAGCUCAGCCGGCCUGGUCUACCUGCACUUCGGCCGUCAGCUGCUGGCCCAGCUGACGCAGCUGAAGGAGGAUGAUAGGCAGCUGGAGGUGCUCUAUGACAAGCUGUACGAGAACUUUGUGGAGGAGGUGGAUGCCGUAGACAACGGCAUUUCACAGUGUGACGAGGAGGCCCGCUACACUGUCUCCACCACGCUGAGCGCACGUGUCGGCCACCUGAACCCACGCUGGAACAGCAAGAGUCAAGACACUGAGGAGGGUUUCAGAAAGGCUAUGAAGAUGGUUGGAGAGGAGUUCCUGGACCGCCUGGAGUACUACCAGUCCUCCUGGCUGCCGGCUCGAGCCGUGGUGGAGGAAGCUGUUAAGGGGAGGCAUCAGGUAGAUCCUAGUGGGGAGGUGGUGUUGUUCUCCCAGGGUGGGUGUCCCUGGAAGGAGCACCUGUUUGCCCUGGAGAAGGAGCUCCAGGUGGAGACGCCUAUCAAGUUUGUCCUUUACGCCGACCAGAAUGGACAGUGGAGGGUCCAGUGUGUCCCCGCUGGGCUCAACACCUUCCAGAACAGGCUGUCCCUGCUGGAGGAGUGGCGCGGCGUUCGUGACGAAGCACUGUCGGAGCUCAGCGGGAUUAAGGGCUGCGUCUUCGUCCACGCUGGAGGCUUUAUUGGCGGGAACAAGACCCAGGAAGGAGCCCUGGAGAUGGCCCGCAGGACCCUGCAGGCUGCCGCCCAGUCCCCCGCAAACGGAAGCAGCUGAAGGGUCAGAGAGGAGAGCCAGCAGCACAUUUUGUUCUCGGGGUCAGUCUUUAGAGAGGAUAGCAAGGAUUCUAAUAUUAUUGUGUUAGCUUGCAGCUUAUUGGUCCCAGCCAGGGCUAAUGUUGUUUUGUUCUGCCAUGCCAGGAUGGGGACGGUAUGGAAAUGGCAGCCAAGUAACCUUGGACCACUUCCCUAAAUACCUGUAUUCCAACACAGACUCACUCUGAAUCAUAAUGUUGACCCAUGUUUAUUCUUCUUCUACCUGCCUCUUCUUAUAAAUAUUGGUCUGUUUUGUCGCUCAUUUGCAAUAAAAGUCUUUUUGGAUGAUAUUCUUGCCUCUGGAAAACUUUCAGUUAAAUCCGGCAA
Chelmon rostratus (copperband butterflyfish) is the source of this 1595-nucleotide messenger RNA. It is a transcript of the gene myg1, whose product is annotated as myg1 exonuclease. The record is from RefSeq and is a predicted model, not a curated record. NCBI's taxonomy places the organism in Eukaryota, Metazoa, Chordata, Actinopteri, Chaetodontiformes, Chaetodontidae. Gene Ontology annotation, cellular component: cytoplasm; nucleus. The transcript has 7 exons. The coding region runs from base 31 to 1230 and encodes 399 amino acids.